Molecule: messenger RNA, 4353 nt
Organism: Dichotomopilus funicola
Lineage: Eukaryota; Fungi; Ascomycota; Sordariomycetes; Sordariales; Chaetomiaceae
Exons: 10
Coding region: 1-4353 (1450 amino acids)
Biological process (GO): ubiquitin-dependent protein catabolic process; lipid metabolic process
Cellular component (GO): cytoplasm
Molecular function (GO): ubiquitin binding; aspartic-type endopeptidase activity; ubiquitin conjugating enzyme binding
Source: RefSeq, a predicted model, not a curated record
AUGUCCACCGAGGCGAACAAGACGGCCACGGCGCCCGAAUCUCCCACGACUGUCAGACCGCUCGAUAUGGACGACGACGACGUUCAAGACCAAGGCACGCUGGCCGGCGAGGAGACUGCUGCUGCCAAACCCAACGUGAGAGCAGCUUCCCCAGCAAAUGCGCCGGUGACUGGAUCCGAUGAGGCGCCUCCUCCGAAACCGCCUCGGCCCUUAACGGAGGAGCAGAGGAACCAGCAGACUCUGAAAGAGGCUUUCCCGUCCGUCGAGGACUCAGUUAUCAAGGCCGUGCUCCGCGCGAGUGGCGGGCGCAUCGAGUCCGCCUUCAACGCCUUGCUCGAAAUGACAGACCCGGACGCUGCCCAGCGGGACCAACCACCCCCGCAGCCCCCAAGGCCUGCCGCGGACCCCCUAGGCCCUACCUCUACCGACCCAUCGCAGCUUGAGGCCGAUGAGCUGUACGCGCGCCAGCUUGCGGAGCAUUACGAGAACGUCGGAGCCUACGAGGCUAGGACGUCGAACCGCGGCCACCAGCACCGAGGUCGGCAACAGACUGGGCUGCGGCCGCAGGACGACCCGUACGACCGUGAACACAGCUUCAUCGAUGACGACCUUCCCGUUAUCAAGGAAAGCUUGCGCAAGGGGUUCAUAGAAACGCAAACCAAGUUUAACUCGUGGUUUAACAACAUCAAGACCAAGAUCGACGAACAAUUCAAUGAGGAAGACGAGCACCACACCCAAGGCGGGAACACGUUCAUGGGGCGACCGACGCGCGACCAGACACGGCGUAGUAAUGACUACGACCGUUAUGACGCCGACCCGGAGCUGUUGAGCGAUGAUUUCGCGGGGAUGAAGUUCCAUAGCGAUGGUACUCCGAUCCAACCUCAUCAGCGACAAUUCGGCGGUAGCAACCCCAAUCUCUUCAAGCCGCCCGCACCCUCCAAGUCGCCCAGGCCGGGUGAGGGCCGUAAGGUGUCGUUCCGUGACACGGUGGAGGAUAUCGAUGCGUACAACGCCUCGCCAAAGAUCCCGCCAAAAGAUAACGCUGUCCCAGGCCCUGGUGGCACGGCUAAAGCUAGCAAGUGGCAGCCGUUGUCGUCGGUCGACCCUAACCCAAUCGUGGAAAAUGACCCUUUCAGCCUCGGGGACAGCGACGACGAACGGGAGGUGAAGGACAAGAACUCCGGCGGAGGCAUUAAGAUGGAGGACACCGAGCGACUAAAGCAGGCCACUGCUGAUGCGAUGGCGGAUAGCUUGGUGGAGGACAACAGCAAGGCGGAAAGCGGUAGCGGGGCUGCUGGCAGGAAGUUCGGCAAGCACAUCCAGAAGCGGCAGCUUGAAGUCCCCGAGUACGCUGCCAGUUUUGUCAACUACAAGGCCCUCAAAAAGCUCAUCAAGAAACUCUCCGCCACCCCCAUUCUGCCCUCGCAAGAUGACGCUGCACAUCGUGCGACCGCGGGGCCUAGCGACUCCCAAGCUGCUCUGCAGGCAAACAAGGCGACUUUCUUCUUCCAGUUGGAACGGGAGCUAGAAAAGGUCAACGCCUUUUAUCUACAAAAGGAAGCCGAGCUCAAAGUACGCCUCAAAACUCUCCUCGAUAAAAAAAAGGUCUUGCAGUCCCGUCAUGGCAUCUCGAGGAGAUCCGCCAAAUUCACCACCCUUCAAGAGGGGUUCCAGCAAUUUGCCAACGACUUGAACAAGCUACAGCAAUUUGUCGAGAUUAAUGGCACGGCCUUCUCCAAGAUUCUCAAGAAAUGGGACAAGACUUCUAAGUCUAAGACAAAAGAGCUGUACCUCUCUCGAGCGGUUGAGGUCCAACCUUUUUUCAAUGCCACCGUCAUCAGCGAGCUAUCCGACCAGGCCACCACGAGUCUCCAGGAGAUUGGCGCGUGGGCCGACGGUGACAAUGUUACCUUCGACUCCCGACCAGAACACGUCGUGUCUAGCCAAUAUUUACCGGGCAGUGAUGAGGGUGAUGCGGACACUUUACUUCUCGACACGGUGCUCUCUGGGAAUCUAGAGAGCCUGAAGGACUUGUUGGCGCGUAUGGCUGGGGCGGUGGAGCCGAAUGGUGCCCUGUUUGAGAGGUUUACGAGGAUAUUCCUCACUGCCAUCAACGGAGCAUCCCGUGAAGCGUUACAGCUACUUCUAGAGACCGGAUUGGUGGACAUCCAGUCUGAGGACGAUAUUAACGAGCGGAAUUGCUUGCACCAAGCGGCGAUUUACGGCAACUCGUAUGUCCUCGAGUACGGAUUGUCAAAAGGGGUAGCGGCGGAUAGGACAGACGUAUACGGCCGGGUGCCUCUGCACUACGCCAGUAUGCAUGGACGUCUGGAUAUGAUUGAUACACUACUUUCUGUUACCUCACAAACGAUCAACCUCAUCGAUCACGACAACUACACCCCAUUGAUCCACUGUAUCGUCCACAAGCACCUUGAGUGCGUAGGAAGGCUCCUGGAACGAUCUGCUCGCUUGGACCCGGUUUCCGACACCGACCAUGUACCCCUCAACCUCGCAUGCGAGCAUGGAUCGCUUUCCAUUGCCGAGCUGCUCCUCAAGCACGGUGCUCGAAUCUUGUCCGACGCCGAAGGACUGUAUCCUCAGCACCUAGUGGCAAGGUCAGGGCAAACGCCAGAACUUUUGUUGCUCCUAAAAAACCACGGAGCCGACCUGGAUCAAAUAGAUAAGCUCUACGGAUGGACUCCCCUUGUACACGCCGCCAGCGAAGGCAAUGUCCCUUGUCUCCGGGCACUUCUUGACGUCGGCGCGGACCCGAGCAUCCUAGAUGAGAAGGAGCUGCCGGCGUUGUAUUACGCAGCGUGGGAGGGCCAUCUGGAGUGCAUGAAGCUUCUCACGCCAUUUAACAAGAAUGGAAAGGCAGCUCAAGACGCCCAGAUAGCCGGACCGCUACCGCCGAUGAUGGGCAGCAGCGCGCCUAUUCCCAUGGCCUUGGAUAUGGAUGCGAUCCCAGUGCUCGAACUGCCACCUCCCAUCAUCCCUCUACGACGCUACGGACAUAAUUUCCUUGACACCAAGACGGUCGUGCAGCUCACUUUUGGCGUGGACGGAGAUCAACCACUCGUCUUCUUUCACGACAGCAAGUACCCUGCGGCGCGCCUUGCUAUUUCAUCCAAGGUCUCAGACGUCAUUCCGAAGAACAUCAUGCUUCCUUUCCAUGAAGAUACCCGCCUUACCUCGUUCCAGAUCGACAACUUCGACACUUUCACGCUGGACUUUGACAUCUUCCCGGCUUAUGGCGCCAAAGUUAUCGCCAAGACUGUUGCGCUACCGGCUACCUUCCGGAAUCUCUUGAACAGCAACACCGGGAGUUGUUCUCUGCCGCUGUUUGACCCGCGGUUGCGAGCCAUUGGGCAGAUCAGCUUCCACGCCCAGAUUAUCAAGCCGUUCCAGGGUAAGCCGCUGGAGAUUACGGACUUUGAGACCUAUUGGAAGGCGACGAGCCAAGUCGACACCGUCAAUUUGACACCGGCCAUGACCAGUAGCACAUUCGUGACAGGGUCUAGUUUGUCUGGGGACUUUGUUCGCAUUUACGUCCAGCAUACCGGCGACGGCAUCCCGGUGCUGUGGCCAAAAUGGACGGUCAGUUGUGGGGGGAUUGAUGUACCGGUGUCUCGCUUGACGCUGUCCCAGUUCCGAACUGCUACGGGUCAUCGGCCACAAUCCCCACUUCCGGUCGACGAUAUUGCGGCAGUACACGAGGCACUCGCUACACUAGGCGGAACAACCCUUCACGACGCCCUUACCCUCCUACCGAGGGGCAUGCAUGUCAACAUUCAAGUCCUAUACCCGACGCCCGAGGAGCGGGAGGCUCUCGCCUUGAAGGAACUGGGGUUGAGCGUGGACUUGAAUGAUUUUGUGGACAGACUUCUCACUGUCGUGUUUGACCACGCCCGAGCCCAACGGGCCCAAGGGCGGGGCCCGGAAGCCAUUCGGUCGGUUGUCUUCAGCUCGUACAACGAGAGUGUGUGUACCGCGUUGAACUGGAAGCAGCCCAACUUCCCGGUGUUUUACUGCAACGACCUCGGGAAGCCGGAGCAGGUGGAUGGGAGCAGUACGUUGCGUAAUACCGUGUCGAUCAAGGACGCGGUGCGUACGGCACAGAGCAACAACUUCAUGGGGUUGAUUUGCUGCGAGCGGUUGUUGGAUACGGUGCCCGCUCUGGUGGACGCUAUCAAGGCGCAUGGGCUGGCGUUGGUGGUUGACAAGUCCGGCACAUGCCUGAGCACGCCGGAAGUCAGCAACCCACUGGAUCCGUUCCCGCGACCACCGAAUGGCGUGGAUGGGGUAUUGAGGGGGAAUGGCGUGCUACGGUUUACCGAGUCGAUAGAUGUGUAG